GUCUUCUCCCAGACAAGACAACUCUUCUUCGUAUCUUUUUCAACGAGAGAACAUUUACCAAAUGUAUUUCUUCAAGGAGAAGUCAUCAUCUUUACCGAUUUAGGAAUGCUCUUUCAGAUGCCUUGUGCUUUGUUGAUCCAGAUUCGAUAAUACCCAACUUUACUCUCUCUACACCUCUUUCAUGGCAGCCUCUCCCUCACAUUUGUCUCUCUCCCUUGAUCCUUCUCCUUCUUCCACGUCUCUCUUUCAUCUGCAAUCUCAAGCGAUCUUCGGUUCCAAGCACAAUUCAAAGGAAUAUUUGAAAACCCAGCUCAGAAUUCCAGCUUCUUUCAGAGUAAAAUCUGCCAACUUGCGACUGAUGGCGUCAGGCAACACACCUGGACUGACUCAUGAAGCUAAUGGGGUUGCAAUUGAUAGAGAAAAUAACACUGACGUAUUUGACGACAUGAAACAGCGCUUCCUUACCUUCAAGAAGCUUAAGUACAUGGAUAACUUAGAACACUACAAAAAUUUGGCAGAAGCUCAAGCUCCAAAGUUUCUGGUGAUUGCUUGUGCAGACUCUAGGGUUUGUCCUUCUGCCAUCCUGGGAUUGCAACCGGGUGACGCAUUCACUGUUCGUAACAUUGCAAAUUUAGUACCUCCAUAUGAGUCUGGACCUACUGAAACCAAAGCUGCUCUCCAGUUCUCUGUGAAUACUCUUAAUGUGGAGAACAUCUUAGUCAUUGGUCAUAGCCGCUGUGGAGGAAUUCAAGCUCUAAUGAAAAUGGAAGACGAAGGAGAUUCCAGAAGUUUCAUACACAACUGGGUAGUUGUUGGGAAGAAGGCAAAGGAAAGCACAAAAGCUGUUGCUUCAAACCUCCAUUUUGAUCACCAGUGCCAACAUUGUGAAAAGACGUCGAUAAAUCAUUCAUUAGAAAGGCUGCUUGGUUACCCGUGGAUAGAAGAGAAAGUGCGGAACGGAUCACUGUCUCUCCAUGGCGGAUACUAUAAUUUUAUUGAUUGUACUUUCGAGAAAUGGACGGUCGAUUAUGGAGCAAGCAGAGGUAAGAAGGAGAGCAGUGGAAUUGCUGUUAAAGACCGGUCAUUUUGGUGCUGAAAAACCACUAUCUCAAUCUUCAUAGAGUUUUUUUUUUUUCAUAAUAUAUAGAAACAUUAGACCCCUUUGAAAAGGGAUUAUCAUGUGUUUGUUCCACUUGUGUGUUGAAGUCUUUUCCUAGUUCUGUGACUUCUGUCUUAUUGAGGCUAAAACUUGGGAGACCCUUCAGGGACUUAAGUUUGUUUUUAUUGUCAGUUGUUUCAUCAGUGAUUUCGUUUAGAUU
Capsella rubella is the source of this 1319-nucleotide messenger RNA. RefSeq names its product beta carbonic anhydrase 5, chloroplastic. The transcript has 10 exons. Gene Ontology annotation, biological process: carbon utilization. The record is from RefSeq and is a predicted model, not a curated record. Lineage: Eukaryota; Viridiplantae; Streptophyta; Magnoliopsida; Brassicales; Brassicaceae. The coding region runs from base 182 to 1096 and encodes 304 amino acids. Gene Ontology annotation, molecular function: zinc ion binding; carbonate dehydratase activity.